This is a messenger RNA of Hansenula anomala, 1855 nucleotides long. It is a transcript of the gene PRM15, whose product is annotated as phosphoribomutase PRM15. NCBI's taxonomy places the organism in Eukaryota, Fungi, Ascomycota, Saccharomycetes, Phaffomycetales, Wickerhamomycetaceae. The coding region runs from base 7 to 1788 and encodes 593 amino acids. Gene Ontology annotation, molecular function: magnesium ion binding; phosphopentomutase activity. The record is from RefSeq and is a predicted model, not a curated record. Gene Ontology annotation, biological process: purine ribonucleoside salvage; carbohydrate metabolic process. The transcript has 2 exons.
CAGAAAAUGCCAAAACCAACAAUUAAUGAGCUCGUUACUCAGUGGCUUGAGGUUGAUGUAAACCCAGAAACUAGACAGGAAAUCUUAGAUCUACAACAAGCUGGUAAUAAUGAAGAGUUAGAAAGAAGAUUGAGAACAAGAAUCGCAUUCGGAACCGCUGGAUUGCGGUCAAAGAUGGAAGCUGGGUUCAGCCGAUUGAAUGAUGUGACCAUUUUACAAGCUUCUCAAGGUUUAGCAGAUUAUGUUUCUAAAUCAUCAAAACUAUACAACGUUGUUAUAGGACAUGAUCAUAGGUUACAUUCUAAAAGAUUUGCUGAAAUAACAACUACUGCUUUCUUACUCCGUGGAUUUCAAGUGUUUUAUCUUUCUUCCUCAAUGAAUGGUGGUGAUCUUGUUCCAACCCCUUUGGUUCCAUUUGCUGUUGAUUAUUUUAAAGCUGAUUGCGGUGUCAUGAUAACAGCUAGUCAUAAUCCUGCUCAAGAUAAUGGCUAUAAAGUAUACUGGGGUAAUGGCUGUCAAAUUAUACCGCCUCAUGAUCAUGGAAUUGCCGAAUGUAUUCUACAAAAUUUAGAGCCUAGAGAACAUGCAUACAACGUUGAACAAAUAAUGAGAAUUGGUUUGAACAAUGGAUCUUUGGUAUAUGCCAAAGAAGAAAUUCUAACCGCUUACUUACUACAUAUCAAUGCUACUUUAUUGAAGACAAAGGUAUCAAAUCUUAAAUUUAUUUAUACCCCAAUGCAUGGUGUUGGUUUGGAAGUGUUGAGCAAAGCUGUUCAAUUAUUGGGUGUUCGUGAUCUACAAACAGUUAAAGAGCAAAUGGAACCAGAUCCUUAUUUUCCAACAGUGAAGUUUCCAAAUCCAGAGGAGAAGGGAGCAUUGGAUCUAGCGAUGGCAAAAGCUGAUGCACAAGGGAUUGAUUUAGUUAUAGCAAAUGAUCCUGAUGCUGAUAGAUUUUCUGCAGCAGUUAAAGUUGAUGGCAGUUGGAGACAACUUACUGGUAAUGAAAUUGGAUACUUGUUUGCGGAUUACAUUUAUAAAACUUACGAAGGUGAAUUAUCCAAAGUUUAUUUUGUCAACUCAACUGUCUCAUCUCAAAUGAUUAGAUCAAUGGCCGACAAGCUAGGAUUAAAUUAUGUUGAUACAUUAACUGGUUUCAAAUGGAUUGGUAAUAAAGCAAUUGACUUGGAAAAAGAGGGAUAUAGCGUUCCAUUUGGAUUUGAAGAAGCUAUUGGUUUCAUGUUUUCUGGUAUUCACGAUAAAGAUGGUAUUGCAGCUGCUAUAGUGUUUUUACAAAUGGCACAAUCUUGGGCUGAUGAAGGCACCAAUGCUAUAGAAGUUUUGGAAAAAGGUUUCGAAAAUUUUGGCUAUUAUAAGGAAUACAAUUCAUACUAUAUUGUUCCAGAUCUUUCAUUAACGAAAACUAUUUUUGAUAGAAUCCGUUAUGAUUUUAAAGAUGAAAAAGAUCAUUAUCCUAAACAAGUUGGGGACUACUCUAUUUCAUAUUGGAGAGACUUAACACAAGGAUAUGAGUCUGAUACGGUUAAUAACAUCCCAAACUUACCAGUGGACGAAUCUUCCCAAAUGAUCACUGUUCAAUUGACAACUGAGAGUAAUGUUGAACAUAUUAGGUUUACAAUGAGAGGAUCAGGGACGGAGCCUAAGUUGAAAGUCUACAUUGAAGCAAGGGCAGAAUCGGAGGAUCGUUCUGCCUUCCUAGCAAAAGAUGUCUGGGAUACUCUUCGUAACGAAUGGUUCAAGCCUGAAGAAACUGGUCUUUUGGAAAAUUGAAUUUUGAAUGUAUGAGUAAAAACUUUUUGAAGCGUAACGGUUCAUGCCGAUCCUGACUGAAAAUUGA